Scophthalmus maximus (turbot) is the source of this 5441-nucleotide messenger RNA. It is a transcript of the gene skor1b, whose product is annotated as SKI family transcriptional corepressor 1b. The record is from RefSeq and is a predicted model, not a curated record. The transcript has 9 exons. NCBI's taxonomy places the organism in Eukaryota, Metazoa, Chordata, Actinopteri, Pleuronectiformes, Scophthalmidae. Gene Ontology annotation, molecular function: SMAD binding; RNA polymerase II cis-regulatory region sequence-specific DNA binding; DNA-binding transcription factor activity, RNA polymerase II-specific. Gene Ontology annotation, cellular component: transcription regulator complex; nucleus. Gene Ontology annotation, biological process: negative regulation of transcription by RNA polymerase II; negative regulation of BMP signaling pathway. The coding region runs from base 2538 to 4880 and encodes 780 amino acids.
GUGUGUGCGUGUGUGCGUAGAUGAGUCCACAGUUACCCAGCCCUUCCCCCACAUACGCAUAUCAUCCACCCAGAGCCAUUCUAUCUGUAUGGAAAUUUGGGCUCCACAGCUGGAAUCCCACAAAGCACUGUCAUCUACUAAUAGUUAUUAUCUCUUUGGCCUGCUCCCUCACAAAAAAACCCUGCAAUACAAGCACAUCGCAUCUUUAUGGUAAUGCCCUACAAUACAGCCCCAAGCUAUGGUGCAUAGACCUUUGUUAUCAUUACGAUAAUUCCCAUUCUCACUUGACUCCUCAUUACACCAUCGAGACUGCUCGGGGUUGGAUAUAGACAAAUUCCUGCAUCUUUCUUUAUUACACUGUAGCGUACAGUGUUGAUACACGCAAAACUCAAACUCCCUAAAUAUUCUAAACAGACUGAGUCGGUCGGUGUAAUGACAAUUAAGGUUAAAGUUGUCAACGUGAAGUAGCAGCGGCCUGUGCUUAUUUGAUAACGUUGGGGCUAAAUAAUAAGUCGGGAUCAUCAUAUGUUGACUGUUGGAGUAAUGAAAUCGUGACGACAUGAUUAUACUGUGUGGUCCUUACCAAACUGUGUUGUCCUCAUUCAUCGUUUCAAAUAUAUUGUUAUUAAAAACUAACAAAAAUCAAACAAAAAUUUGACAGCUAUUGUUGCCAAGAACAAGAAUGAGCUGGAAAUCUCUCCAUAAUUAGUUGUUGCAGAUUUUUAUUUUACAUUUACACAGUGUGCACCAACAUUCAUUGCAUCUAACAAAAAUUUUAUCAUUUGGCAUAUCUAACUUGCCAUGUAUGUGUGUGUAUAUACAGUAUAUGAAUAUAUCAAACUUUAAUAUUUAUCAGGAAAAAUAUUAUUAUUGUGAUAUUGUUCUCAGUCAUCUUUUCAGCUACAUACCCAGGGAGUGUGGCAGAUCUAUCUUAAUAUACAAGUUCCCAGAUUUAAGUUCAAUAGUUUUCUAGCGAUUUUCUGCUGUUUUAAGAAACAAACCUAUUUCCUCAGGCCAUCGGGACAUGAACUGUCGUCUGAACUCUCUAUGUCCUUCGUCAUGUAGCACAUUGUCUUCAGCUCAUCCUCCUAACUGCUCUGCCUUACGUGCACUUGUGACAUGUCUGUGCUUUACUCUUUUCUUCACAUCUAUUUAAAAGUAGUUUUUUUAUCCCUUCCAUUUCUUUUUUUUCAAUCCUUAAUCUUCACACUUUUUCACUACACCGCUUACUUGUGUAUGAGACAAAUAAACCUUUGAAUCCUUCUUCAAGUUUAAUCAUCCUCACCUUCUCUGGUGUGUCCACGGUGGGGGAAAAACAUGGUGAAUUUACCAGUGAUUAUCUGACAAUUGAAUCAACAGAAGAGCAGGUGAUUUACUAUACACAUUUCUGCCAUCGGGAGUUUUCGGGUCAGCUCUGUAUAAGAAGGAAUGCGCCGAGACACAUGGACCUUGCCACGGUUGCUUGUGUCCUUGCCUCCUCGCCGUGAAUCCCUCACAAGGCCUCUGGGUUGCACAAAAAAGUAAUUGCGGAGUGAUUGGCACAGCUUGUCCCGUGCAGCCUGUGUCCCCACACUUGAAGGCUCUCCUCGGAGCACCUUCAUUGUCACGCAGCCUUUUAGCACCUUUGUUCCUUCCACUCCCGUAGGACCUCACAGCUCACCAUUGGCAGAUGAGUCCCUGUCUGUGACAAAAGGGUCCCUGCGCUCAGCCUCAUUUGAUGCAGUGAUGAACUCCCCCAUCCCACUCACACACACACACACACACACACACAUUGCAAACCACCUCCUGUGAGAAGAAAUCUUCCGUUUAGCAGGGGAGGAUAUGGGGGUCAGGACCCAGGGGUGGGCUUUUAGGAGACAAAUAAACAUCAGAGCAGGAGAGGAGUGAUGUCUUGUUUACACAUUAGCAACCAUUUAGCAAGUCUCACUGUUUUCACCGCGUCUCUCCGGUGGCCUCGCAAAAAACAACUGAUCUUUCUCUUUUGUUGUCCCUCCAGUUGGGGGCUCCAUUCAGGAUCAACCCUGUGGUCAACGGUGAGCGAUGUGAACAGUGGAUGUUGAUUGGAACUUGUGGGGUUUGAGCUGAUCUUGUGUUAAAUCAAGUUACUUAUAAAUGAAGGCGGCCAUAAGACCAAGCACUCCAACCACCUUCAUUGGUCAUGAAUCCAUAGUUAAUGCAGACUGCCCGUGUGAGUGGGAGUGCCUCGCGAUAAGUUUUGCCGUCAUUCGAUUGCUGCCUGUGUCGUAGAGGAGGGGGCUGUACCGUCUGCAGGCCAUGUGGGGACCGCCACCGCUGCUGCUGCUGCUGCUGCUGCUGGCGCAACACAAACCGUCCACACACACCGGCAGCGGAGCAGAGAGAGAGGAGCGCAGUGAGCAGGGAGGAGGCGGUGCUGCACGGACAACUGCGUCCCACUCCUAAAAGCAAACCCCUUUUCAUCAUCCAGCUCAGACUCCUCGCCGCUCCGGUUGAUCACAGCCCUGUCGCUCACGACGGAGGGGAGCUGCGCGAACACUGAAGCCUCCAAGCCUCCGAGCAUGGAUCCCAUACCUGCGGGGCGAGACUCCAGCUCCCCGCCCAGCUCCAAACAAGAACUUUCCUACCCGAGCACCAACAACUUGAAGCCCAACCAGGUCGGGUCGACAGUGCUGUACGGAAUACCCAUCGUGUCUUUGGUGAUAGAUGGCCAGGAGAGACUAUGCCUUGCUCAGAUAUCCAACACCCUGUUGAAGAAUUACAGCUACAAUGAGAUCCACAACCGGCGCGUGGCGCUGGGGAUCACCUGUGUCCAGUGCACCCCUGUCCAGCUGGAGAUCCUGCGGAGGGCCGGGGCCAUGCCGAUCUCCUCCAGGCGCUGCGGGAUGAUCACCAAGCGCGAGGCAGAGAGACUUUGUAAGUCGUUCCUUGGGGCUCACGCGCCUCCUAAACUUCCAGAAAAUUUCGCCUUUGACGUGUCCCACGAGUGCGCCUGGGGGAGUCGAGGCAACUUCAUCCCGGCCAGAUACAACAGCUCCAGGGCCAAGUGCAUCAAGUGCUCCUAUUGCAACAUGUAUUUUUCUCCUAAUAAAUUCAUAUUUCACUCACAUCGCACGCCGGAGUCCAAGUACACGCAGCCAGACGCUGCGAAUUUUAAUUCUUGGAGGCGACACCUUAAAUUAUCAGAUAAAAACAGCCCGCAGGAGGUGUUGCACGCCUGGGAAGACGUGAAGGCCAUGUUCAACGGGGGCAGUCGGAAGAGGACGCUGCCCGGCAGCGGGUCGGGUUCCGGCUCCCCGUUUAAGUCACAAGGACCCAACCGUCCCCGGGAACCGGCCGAGAUACCUGCGAAGAUCCCCAGCUGCGAGGACACCCGCGGCGGCAUGGCGAGCACGCGCAGCUACCCGGUAAUCCCGGUGCCCAAUAAAGGCUUCGGGAUGCUGCAAAAAAUCCCUCCGCCGCUUUUCCCACAUCCAUACGGGUUCCCAGCUUUCGGCCUGUGCCAGAAGAAAGACGACGGUCUGAUGGGAGAGCAAAGCAAGGCGGGCCUCCCGGGUGUCCUGUGGCCCGGUACCAAGGACAGCGCCUAUCACCCCUUCCCCAUGUUCUGGCCCGCGCCGGGCGCGUUGCCCAUGCCCCCGUACCCCCCGACUCAACACAAACCCACACCGGAGCUGCUGUGUCCUCCCAGGCAGACGGACAUGGACCUAUCUGAGCACAGUGACCGGAGCACCAACACGUCCAAGGACAGCAUGGUCGAAAACGACCGGUGCUCCAGCACGCAGUCCGCGCGUAACGACGACGACAAGUCCGGGGACGAGGCGAGGCCGCUGGAGGGGAUGACACUCGCGCACCGGAAAAUCAGCUACGUCUCCGCGUUCAGGCCGGUCGUCAAAGACGCCGACUGCAUCGCCAAGCUGUACGGCAACAGGGGCCCCUACGGCGGGUGUCGCACCGGCUACUUGUCGCCCGAUUUCCUAAGCGAAAGCUCGAGCUACCGGUCCGCGUCCCCCUGCGUGGACAGCGAGGGCGACCCGGACGUGGACGUGGAGACGAACAAGACGCCAGAUGAGGAGGAGGAGGAGGAGGAGGAGGUGGUGUGUCCCCGGACUCCUCCCGGCUUGCCACACAGCGUUUCCCCGAAGGGCUCGGACUGUAAGGGCCCGCAGGAGAGCGGCGUGUUUGACCCCCAGAAGAUGAGCCUCCACGUGGCCCAGUCCUCGGGGAGACACGUGCACAGCAAGCCGCUGUCAGAGACCCACAUAUCCGCGUCGUUCACCGAAGUUUACACUCCGGAGAGGGGCGAGCUGCAACAAAGGAUCAGUCCGUAUCAGUUCAGACCUGCCAAUUACCAGACUGGAAUACUUACAACGAAUGACGAGAGUGCGAGUAAAGAGGAGCCGUCUUCUACAGUGGAGGAGAUCGAAACGAAAUCUUUUAAUGAACAAAGCAGCGAAGAGAACCAGCAGGACCCGGAUGACGGCGAGGACGUGCCAGUCAGAGCUGUGCCAUCACAGAGAGACAUAGAGAGUCUGGCAAAAGAGGAGCUCCAGAAGCAGCUGUUAGAGCAGGUUGAGCUGAGGAAAAGGCUGGAACGUGAAUUUCAAAACUUAAAAGAUAAUUUCCAGGAUCAGAUGAAGAGGGAGCUUUCCUACAGGGAGGAGAUGGUUCAGCAGCUUCACAUCGUCAGAGAUGUUGACUCCUCGCCACUGCACCGGGUCCUGCUCCUUCAAGUCUCCUCUGCUGCCUCCCUGAGUCACGCCGCUCCGCACGGGACACAUCCACAGCGAACCACGGGGCCUCCUGCAGAGACUCCUCCUGCAGAGACUCCUCCUGCAGGGACUCCUCCUGCAGGGACUCCUCCAGAGACACCGCGAGGAAACCAAGUCGCCAGUAGAGACUAACUUGAAUUUACUUGUAAUAUUUCAAUUGAAAAUGUGUAUCUACAACCCUCAACAUUUACGUAACCAUUUUGCUAUACGGUGAACAUUGUUUUUCCUGAAAUGAGACCGUUGAUAUUUAUUAUUUGUGGCAAAGUGCAAUGAACACGUAUGUAUCUUGUGAUAGUUCUAUAGGUUGUUAUUUCGGUUUUUCUGCUGUCAAUAAUAGCAGCCAGUCCCUCGCUCCUUAUUCUCACAGCGUUGUGAAUUAUAGCCUACUACUUCUGCUGAGUUCUCAUUUGAAGACCGUCACUAUACUUUGAAUGUUAUGCACUUUAAACGAGUGAAGUAAUAAUAUUUAUUUUAAAAAAAUCUGUGCAUUGAAAUUAGGCCCGAAAAAUUAUUAUUUAUAGCAGUCAUACCAUGCAUAUUUCCUUUUUUUAAAAGACUUUACAGACGCAGAAGUUAGUGGGCUAAAUUUGUACAUCCUCGACCAUGUAAAUAGCGACAUAUUGUAUUAAGAGUAGGUUAUUUGUUCAUGUAAUAGUUUCCAUCGCUAUGAUUGAAUAAAUCAUUUUAUGAAAA